ACCUCCUCUUUCUUCAUCAUCGUUCAUCUCCCUCUUUCAAUCUCAGAGUUCUGUCAUCCCUUCAAACCAUCUCCUCCAUCACCUCCGCCGUCACCACCCCGCCAUGCCGAGCCGAUUCCCAGGGGCCAUCACGCAGGACUGGGACACCGUCGUCCUCCACAAGUCGAAACCCAAGUCCCAGGACCUCCGCGACCCCAGGGCCAUCAACAAGGCCCUCCGCUCCGGUGCCCCCGUCCUGACCGUCAAGAAGUCCGACGCCGGCUCCAACAAGAAGUCCUCAGCCCCGGCCAUCAACGCCCGGAAGCUGGACGAGGCCGCGGAGCCGGCGGCGCUCGAGAGGGUGCCCGCCGAGGUACGGCAGGCCGUGCAGAGGGCGCGGCUGGAGAAGAAGAUGAGCCAGGCCGAGCUGGCGAAGCAGAUAAACGAGCCGCCCAAGGUGGUGCAGGAGUACGAGAACGGCAAGGCGGUGCCGAACCAGGCCGUGCUCGCGAAGAUGGAGCGGGUCCUCGGCGUCAAGCUCAGGGGCAAGAUCGGGAAGUGAUCGCGGGGGAGAAUCGAUGGCGUCUAAGGACGACUGCGGUUUAUGAUCUCUUCGCGAGAUGAGACUGAUAUUUGAAUAAUCGGCGAACGUAGUUGUAUGCUGCUUCUGUCUUCUCUGUAAAUGGAUAUGUAUGCCAACUUCUUAGUUUUGGUAAA
Molecule: messenger RNA, 696 nt
Organism: Syzygium oleosum
Lineage: Eukaryota; Viridiplantae; Streptophyta; Magnoliopsida; Myrtales; Myrtaceae
Product: multiprotein-bridging factor 1c
Exons: 1
Coding region: 104-541 (145 amino acids)
Cellular component (GO): nucleus
Molecular function (GO): DNA binding
Source: RefSeq, a predicted model, not a curated record